Odontomachus brunneus is the source of this 1653-nucleotide messenger RNA. RefSeq names its product DNA-directed RNA polymerase III subunit RPC5-like. Lineage: Eukaryota; Metazoa; Arthropoda; Insecta; Hymenoptera; Formicidae. The record is from RefSeq and is a predicted model, not a curated record. The coding region runs from base 192 to 1463 and encodes 423 amino acids. Gene Ontology annotation, cellular component: nucleus; RNA polymerase III complex. Gene Ontology annotation, biological process: DNA-templated transcription. The transcript is spliced from 8 exons.
GGAUACUUAUAUAGUCAAAUGUACAAAUUGUGUUAGUGCGAAAAUCGUGAGACCGCCCGAACCAGAGAACACGGAAGCGUUGAAUAGCGCUAAUAGCGAGCUCCCCGAACGCACCUUAUAUCUUGUGUAUAAUCAUUCAAAUAAGUUGAUGAAAUUUUAAAAACUUAAUUAACGCAAUAGAAAAUAAAAAGAUGGAGGAUGAUCCCGUUGUUAAAAAGAUACCUGUGUUUCUGUCUAAGACUUUGGAAAACAAACUAUUGCUGUUACAAUACCCUACACGUCCUAUGAACAAUGACAAUUUUACAGUCUUAAAAUCGUGCAUCAAACCUAACAACUUAAAAGUUCAAUUAGAAUUUAAAGUUGAUACACAUAGUAACAAUUAUAAUCUCAGUAAGGGAGUGAAAUUAGUGCUCAAUGCAAAGAAUGAAUCUAAGAGAAAUGAAAAUAUAUCUGACAGCGAACUGUUUGAUAAGAUUACAUUCUCUUCAAUACAAUCAGUGACAGACUGCUCAAAUUAUGCGAUCGGAAUCUUUCAAAACAACGAGCUUCAUAUCACGCCGUUAAAAGGAAUAUUAGAAAUGCAACCGCAAUUCAAUUAUUUGGAUAAGAGUGACAAACGUUCCAAGUAUAAGAAACAUGCUCCAGAAGAAAUAAAUAGCAAUGAGGAAGAGAAUAUGGUGCUAAUGCAUACAAUGAAACAACAAUCAGAAUCUAUAAAGAAACUUCAAGAGCAGUCUUUCAAACAUGAUUCGAAAAAAAAUCAAGAAGAAAAUUGGAUACACACGACAUACGUAUCAACCCAUGAAACGGUAUCUCAUUUAACAAGAUUAGAGAUGCUCUAUCCGACGUCAGACAUAACACUGAAUUUAUCCAAGCAUAAAUAUUUGGAUCUGCUGAUGCCGUCACGCUCGCAAACGUUUCUCGAACACAUUAAGACAUUGCCAUUGCAAGAACAAAUCACAUCAUUUGUGGAAAACGCGAGAAUCAUAUCUUUCAGCAAUUUAUGUUCAAUGUUGUCGUUGGAGCACAGCACGACGGAUGUACUCUGUCAUUUACAAAAGGUGGCGAUGUUAGUGCAGGGUAAUUGGGUCUUAAAAAGCGAACUGAUCUAUCCCACUGGUUUUAUAUCUUCCCAGAAUAACAUUUCCGCCGAUUUCAUGUGCAGAGCUCGCGAUUACAUAUUGUUAUUAUUGAUGGACCAUGUAUAUCUCAAGCGCGAUAAAAUAAUAUCCGUCGUCAAACUGCCGUCGGCGGAAGUGAUGGAGAUCCUAGAGAAACUGUGCACGAAAGAUUCCAAAGAAGGAUGGAAACUGAUGAUACCGCCUGAUUGGAACUUUUGCAACAGAUAUCCAGAACUUGCUGAACGGCAACGAAUAUUUUGGGAGGCGAAGCGGAGGUUUCUACGUGAAAGUAGAGAGAAACCUGAGAGCGGCCAUCAGCCCAAUUUCAGCGGCCGGAGCUAGGCGCAUUUUAGAUACGCCAUCUAACCAAAAUGCGCCUAAUUACGUCCGUCAGGCGCACUUUCGCAGUGUAUAUUUCCAUAUAAUGAUAAUAAGUUAGAAAAGGACAGACGUCCAAUCGCUCUGUUCUUGUCUCACCACUGAUAAUGGCUCCUGCAUACAGUACGCGGUAAUGCUUGCCGCGCGGCGGAAG